GUCGAACGCAAGCUACGUCUACAAAAGAAGUGAAUACAACUCAACUCCGAUAGCGGUCCGGGGCACGGAAUUUGUGAAAGAAACUUUGUUCACGUGUCGGAUUUGGGUCGGGGUUAAAAAUGAGUACAAUUGCGGCUGCUAGGCCGGUAGUGACGGUCUAUAGUGAAAAAAAUGAACCAUCAGGCGUUCAAAUUGCUUUGCCGAUGGUGUACAAGGCACCAAUUCGACCUGACAUUGUUAAUUUUGUUCAUAUGAAUAUGGCAAAAAAUCGUCGACAUCCAUAUGCUGUUUCAAAGGAAGCCGGACAUCAAACAUCUGCUGAAUCUUGGGGAACUGGUCGUGCUGUGGCUCGUAUUCCACGUGUACGAGGAGGUGGAACUCAUCGUUCGGGACAGGGUGCAUUUGGAAAUAUGUGUCGUGGUGGACGCAUGUUUGCCCCAACAAAAACCUGGCGUAGAUGGCACCGAAAGAUAAAUGUAAACCAGCGUCGUUAUGCCAUUUGUUCUGCUAUUGCCGCUUCUGGCAUUCCAGCAUUGGUGAUGUCCAAAGGACAUAAAAUUGAAGAAAUCCCUGAAGUACCUUUGGUUGUAAGCAACAAAGUCCAAGAAUAUACUAAAACAAAGCAAGCAGUAGAAUUUUUACGCAAAAUCAAGGCCUGGUCCGACAUUGAAAAGGUGUACAAUUCUAAGAGGUUUAGAGCCGGUAAAGGUAAGAUGAGAAAUCGUCGCCGAAUUCAAAGGUUGGGACCCGUCAUUGUUUAUCGUAAAGAUCAAGGACUCACAAGGGCGUUCAGAAAUAUUCCUGGUAUUGAAACAAUUAAUGUAGAAAAGCUGAAUUUGCUCAGAAUAGCACCUGGUGGACAUGUGGGACGUUUUGUGAUUUGGACAGAAGGUGCUUUCAGAAGAUUAGAUGCUUUGUACGGCACAUACAAAAAGGCAUCACUUAAAAAGAAAAAUUACAACCUCCCAAUGCAUAAAAUGACCAAUACUGAUUUAGCUAGAUUGAUUAAAGGUCCUGAAUUGAGAAAGGCAAUUGGAAAACCAAAUAAGAAAAUUGAACGCUAUCGAUUGAAGAAGAAUCCAUUGAAGAACAUAAGAGUAAUGAUGAACUUGAAUCCUUAUGUAGCUGUAUUGCGUCGUCGAGCAUAUCUACAUGCUGAAAAAAGAAAGAAACAGAAGGAAAUUCUUUCUCUAAAAAAACGAGGGCUUCCAAUUCCUGAGAAUUUAUUGAGAAAGAAGAAGAAGAAGGAUGCAAAAGAAAAACCAACUAAGAAAGGCAAAGUAACUAAAACUAAAGAAGCAGCCAGUAAAGGGAAAGGGGCCAAGAAAGAGGCUGUUAAGGAUGGAAAAUCAGCUAAAAAAGAAGCUUCUAAAGAAGGAAAAGCUAAGGGGAAAAAAUAAUUUAAAGGACUUGUAAAUUGGGAUGUAAUAAAGAAAAUAUUGGAUGUA
Uloborus diversus is the source of this 1448-nucleotide messenger RNA. RefSeq names its product 60S ribosomal protein L4-A-like. The transcript is spliced from 9 exons. Gene Ontology annotation, molecular function: RNA binding; structural constituent of ribosome. Gene Ontology annotation, biological process: translation. NCBI's taxonomy places the organism in Eukaryota, Metazoa, Arthropoda, Arachnida, Araneae, Uloboridae. The record is from RefSeq and is a predicted model, not a curated record. The coding region runs from base 120 to 1400 and encodes 426 amino acids. Gene Ontology annotation, cellular component: cytosolic large ribosomal subunit; ribosome.